Molecule: messenger RNA, 2799 nt
Organism: Carassius auratus (goldfish)
Lineage: Eukaryota; Metazoa; Chordata; Actinopteri; Cypriniformes; Cyprinidae
Gene: pdia8
Product: protein disulfide isomerase family A, member 8
Exons: 13
Coding region: 30-1514 (494 amino acids)
Biological process (GO): response to endoplasmic reticulum stress; protein folding
Cellular component (GO): endoplasmic reticulum; cell surface
Molecular function (GO): protein disulfide isomerase activity
Source: RefSeq, a predicted model, not a curated record
AUAGGAAAUUAUUCCAUCUUCCUGUCUUGAUGGACAGUGUUACGUUGCGCGUGGUUUUGUGUGUGUCAGCUCUCUGUGUGUGGAGCUCGGCAGCGCGUGGACGCAGUGAUGUGCUCGAGCUCAAAGACGCAGACUUCGAUUACAUCGCGCCCGAGCACGAGACCCUGCUGGUGAAGUUUUAUGCUCCAUGGUGUGGUCACUGUAAGAAACUUGCACCGGAGUUUGAAACUGCUGCUACAAGAAUAAAGGGAACAGUAACUUUAGCCAAGGUGGACUGCACUGCUAAUACAGAGAUCUGCAAGCGCUAUGGGGUCACUGGAUACCCAACACUCAAAAUAUUUCGGAACGGACAGGAAUCAUCCUCGUAUGAUGGGCCGCGCUCAGCUGAGGGAAUCGUGAACUAUAUGAAGAAACAGGCCGGACCCGAUUCUGUGCCUCUGCAUAGUGAGCAUGACCUGGAGAACUUCAUCAACCACUUUGAUGCCAGCAUAGUUGGAUUUUUCUCAGGGACGGACAGUUCUCAGCUCUCUGAGUUUCUUAAAGGAGCCAGUUUAAUGAGGGAGAGUUUCCGCUUUGCUCACACCGCAGAUCUAGAGCUGGGAAAGAAAUACGACGUCAAAUAUGAGUCUGUGCUUCUGUUCCGCCCCCCCAGACUGAGCAGUAAGUUUGAGGAGAGUGUGGUUCACCACACGGGACCCCUGUCCAUCACAGGCCUGCGCCGCUUCAUCAGAGACAACAUUUUUGGACUCUGUCCUCACCUGACCAAAGAGAACAAGGAUUCACUGAGGAAGAGGGAUUUACUGACGGCCUUCUAUGACUUGGAUUAUCUUCACAACCCCAAAGGCUCCAACUACUGGAGAAACAGAGUGCUGAAGGUGGCGACGAAGUUCAGUUCUCAGGGCCUGUUGUUUUCGGUGGCGAACCGUAAUGACUUUCUGGAGGAGCUGGAGGAUGAGUUUGGUCUGGGCACGUCAGACUCAACUGAGCUGCCGUUUGUCACCAUCAGGACACGAACAGGAAACAAAUACACCAUGAGAGAGGAGUUCACACGAGAUGGCAAGUCUUUAGAAAACUUUCUAGAAGAUUAUUUUUCUGGCCGACUGAAGCGUUACGUCAAAUCAGAGCCUGUGCCUGCCAAAAACAGUGCAGCUGUCAAGGUGGUUGUGGCAGAUACGUUUGAGGAGAUCGUCAAUGACCCAGAGAAAGACGUGCUUAUCGAGUUUUAUGCUCCAUGGUGUGGCCAGUGUAAAAAACUGGAGCCCAAAUAUACAGAGCUUGGAGAACGGCUAUACAGUGAUCCUAGUAUUGUAAUCGCCAAGAUGGAUGCAACUGCCAAUGAUAUCCCACAGGGCUAUGACGUGCAAGGGUUUCCUACAAUAUACUUUGCUGCUGCUGGCCGGAAAGAUGAGCCAAAGCGAUAUGAGGGAGCCCGUGAAGUGAAGGAUUUCAUCAACUUCCUGAAGCGUGAGGCAUCCAAACCUCUUGUUCUGAAUGGAGUCAAGGAAGAGCUGUAAACGUUAAAGGAGGAGAUUGCUGUAUGUUGAGUUAUUCAGGAAGAGUGAAGAAUCCUGUAGGAUCCUGCUGCAGUUCAGCCAUAUAUAUCACCAUAUCAAAUAAAUCGGCUGCAAUCAAGAACAUAAAACCAAUUGUAAUUAUACAGAGAUCCAGGGCCUCAUUUAUAAAAUGUUGUGCAGAAAUUUGAUCUUACGGUUAUCUCACAAAUAUGCAUGCAUGUGAUAUAUAGAAAGAAUGUAUGCACAGAAAACGCACAUAUGCCUCUUUUUCAGAUGUGAAAUCUAUGAAUUGCAAGUGAACGUAAACUGAAUGGUUUCAGCUCUCUGCCUUGUCCGCUCAGACCCUGACGCUGAGCACUUUUCCAUGUUAAAGCAAGGUUUUACAAAUAUGAGCAUCAGUGUGGAUUUAAGCGCAAGCAUACUCGAGGAUCAAAUCUGUACAUACGCCCCCAUUAUUUAUAUUGUCCACAUCAUGAUAGAAAAUAGUGCAGAUUGCUGCUUAUGUUGAGUCCUGUUUUGUUGUUUAAUCAUUUUGUUAUUUGUUGCAUGAGUUUCAUUGAUCUGUUCUUUACUGUUUAUACUUAACAUGUCCGUUUGAACAUCUCUGUACACUAGUUAUCAUUGUUGUUCAACAUACGUUUACAAAAAUACCAAUAUCCAUGCCCUGUAUGGAUGGUGAAACUAAUCUGAUUUCAUGCAGUAGAUGCACAGUAACUGGUUUCAAGCAGUUUGUGGUGAAUCAGCAUCAAGAAGCAUUAUUAAUGUUUGCAAAAUGGAAAAGCAUUUUUUAACCCAAAGUCUGUUAUGACACAGGUUGAACAACUGGUUAUGUAAUGUUUAUUUAUUGACUAUUUAUAGAGUUUGGGUGUGAAAUGGAUGCGGUUUAUAUUGUGAAUGCUGACCUGUUCGUUUCUGUGUAUCUAUGCCUUAAGGUUUAGUAUGUAGGUGGUUUGUUUGACAUCUAACUGAAGCUCUGUUCAGCAAGAGAUACUCACUGAGGAGCAGAAAAUGCUGGUUUAUUAAAAUAACUACUUUUGGUCAGCCGUUUCUUUCAUGAAAACUGUAUGCAUUAAGAAUGAACCAUAAAAGUUGCUUAUGUUUUAAAGCACUAUAAUACCACAAGGAUACAGAAAACAACUAAAACUUAAAUUUAUAUUACAGACAAUUUGAGUUUAUAUACACACACACACACAUCCCAGAGACAUGUAAGACUCUCACACAACUUAGGAAAAGACAUUUAUUGUGAAUUCUGAACCCUGGUUCCUCAACAGCUGUAAAUAGAGAA